GGUUCCGUGCCGCUUCAGGUCAGUUAGACACCACCACUCACGCAGUCAACAGCAAGAGACUCUGGAAUUCUCACUCUUGGAUCUACCAGUGCCUUCUUGUGCCCGCCAGUGCCCGCCAGUGCCCACCAGUGCCUACCAGUGCCUCAGUCUCAUUGCCAGUCGGAUAGAAGCAUCAUUAUCAUCAUCAGCAGCAGUAGCAUCAAAGACCAGACAGCAUGGCGUGUGCUCUACGGACAAUAAUAGCGUGUGGACUCGUGCUGGGAGUUAUUGAUAUUUUCCACGGGUUGACGACUCUGGGCUUCUACGGAUACAGAUUCUUCUCCUACUUCUUCUUCCUGUGCUCCGGCGAUAUCAACCAGUGCUACGAAGAAAAAUACUUCUACGAGCAGUUGUUCGAGUGGCGGACGUAUUAUGGCUUCGGGGAGGGCGGUAUCACUCUUCUGUUCUCCAUCAUCUACAUCAUUGCGCUGGUGAAGCAUCUGUCGUGUCUGUCCUGGAUGUGGAUCUUCAAGGCCUUCACCGUCAUGGGGAUCAACGUGUACUACAUCAGCAAGUGGAUGGUGCGCAAGGACACUCUCGACAUCCCGAAGGAGAACAAGGAUGUCUUCAACCUGUUCCUGAUGGUGAACAUUGGCCUCACUCUGGCUCAGCUCGCCAUCACCCUCGCCUUCUGCAUCAUCACCACCAUCUUCUGCUACGUGGUGGCUCGUAAACGCAGGGAGAGACGCCGCAGCCUCCGCAACCUCCACCCACGCAGCCCCAAGUUCAGGAAUGGCAACCCCACAGCCCCGCCCCUCGAUGGUUACGAUGACAGUACCUCCUACCUGAACCAAGCACUCACUGACAGCACCAAUAAGCUCCCCUGCAGUCCUCUUCCAUGAGUAUCGACAAGACUGAGACACUUAAACAAAGCCCUACUGAAGUUUAAAAGGGCGUGAUCUCUUUUUUUUUUCUAUUUUUUUUUCCUCUUUUGGGUUUUUUUGAUAAGGAUUGAUUGUUGUGGUGUUAGAGUUUUUUUUUUAUCUUUUUUUUACGCAUUUAUUCUAUUUAUUUAUUUUUUUUAUUGUUUUUCUUUCUUUCGAUGGUUAGUGUGAUGUCUGCUACGCGAAGUUUUUUUUUUUUUUAUGUGUGUGUUCGUUCUCUUUUUUCUUUUCCGUGAUGACCAAAGAAAUAGGAGAGACAGACACGUGGCCGCUCCAUUUCCUCAUUGCCAUUACCAAAGAGAGAGAGAGAGAGAGAAGUGAAAGUGUAAUGCAACGAUAGACGCUCACAAGAACUCUUCCUUCCUUCCUUCAUUCAUUUAUUCAUUCAUUUAUAUUCAUUACAUUCUCUCCUCAUCUCUAUUUCCACUCGUGUAAAAUGAAGACAAAGACUCUCAAGAACGCUUCAUUCAUUCAUUCAUUCAUUCAUAUCGCAUUUUCUCCUUUUUUUUCUCUCUCUAUACAAGUGAAAGAAGAGGAAAUCACAGGUACUCAUCACUCACGCAUCUACACAUUUCCUCUCCUCCUCCUUUAUCAUUUUUUUCCUCCUCCUCCUCCUCCAUUUCUAUACAAGUUCCCUCACGCAUCAACCUCGAAUCAGGACACGAUUUGUCUUUCACAUUUACAGCACCAAAUCUUCAUAUUCCCUCAAUGUAAACAAACAACUUCCUAGAGACAUCUGCAGCUUCACCUCCCACACUGAAGCGCUAUGUUUGUUGUAGCCACUAACUUCCCACGUGACUAAUUUUGUGUUUUCUUACUCAGCCACGCCUCCCUCGCCACGCAUGGAAGGCGAGGGAAGGCGUGGCUGGAAGGUCAUAGUAUCAUCUCUUGCUCUCGAACAUCGCAAAGAGACGGUACGAUUUAGGGAUGAUGUUUUAAGUCAUUCAGUACCGAGACGCAUUUUUACGAUUUUUGGGUAAGAUUACACGUUUUUAUUGACAUUAGGAACGGUUUAUGAAGUCCAGAUGAUUAAUGGCCAGUCUUUACUAUUUCAAUCCCUAUACAAGUUUCUGAAGCUGUGUGAAAUCAGCAAACAGUAAGCAGAAUGAGGAUUAAAACACGCCAUAGUACUGAAGGGGUUAAAAGUUGUAUUUCUUUAAACGAUCUUGUGUGUCAUCUCGAGUCUUGUGGAAGGUAUUGAUGUCUUAAAGAGGGAUUUGUAUAUAUUUUAAAAGGAUUCGAUAUGUUCUUUUAAAAAUGCUCUAAAAAAAUCAUUUAGAAAACCCAGUAGUAAUGAGCCAAAUGUUUACAAAUACGUGUCUUCUCAUCUUGUGUUUGUGUUUAAAAAGGAUUCUGAAUAUUCUUUUAAAAAAAUAUCCCUAAAAAUCAACUUACGGUCACCGCGCCCUUAGAAAAAACAAACAAUCAGCCAAAUGUUUAAAAAUACGUAUCUUAUCAUCAAGCGUUCCUGUGUUGCGGCCUCAGUGUUGCCAGCGAGUCUUGCAACCAUACCUCGAGUGUUUGUUUUGUUGGUAACGCGGAUAAAAAGAGAAGGAAAAUGCAGAGGUAAAAUAAUGAAUACCUUCCCACUCGCCACGUGACUCCCGCUCUCUCUCAGUCAUUCGUCCCUGUUGCAGCCAAAGUUUGUAGGUCAGUCGCGGUGUGAUAGCGGCGGCUGUGGGUUCUUACGUGUGUGGCAUUGAAGGUAACGAGAAAAAUUGCAUUCAAGGUACGGCCAGUUAUCUCACACACACACACACACACACACACACACACACACACACACACACACACACACACAGAAUAGACAUCCACGUAGCUUCUUCUAAAAGUCUAUCAUACAAGAAAGUUUGUUUUUUCUUUCUUUUUAUAGUGUAUUGCUAAGUACAAGCCCGUCAGGUGAGUGGCUGCCCUGUCAUUACCUGAAUCACUAAAAGGUAAACCAAAGCUCGGAGCAUUACAGGAUUUGGCGUCGUUUUCUUAUGGAAGGCGAGACGCAUUACGUUUGUAUAUAUAUUUUUGUAAGUAUAGGAGGAGAAAAGAUACAAAGAAUAUACAUAGUGUUUCGCAGAGAGAGAGAGAGAGAGAGAGAGAGAGAGAGAGAGAGAGAGAUAUUUGUCAAAACCGGUGAUUUUUAUGCUAACCAAUCAAUUUCUUUUCUCUAUUUAACAACAAUCCCUCCUUGAUCCCAAAGAAACCUAGCCAAACUUAACCUAACCCAACCUAACUUAAUCUAACCUUACCAAACCAAACUUUACCCAAUCCAAAAAUAAAUAUAAACUUAACCUAACCUAAGCUAACUUAACCCAACCAACCACCAUCCACGAGACACAUGUAGCUUGUAACGGCGAGGCGUGGAGGAGUAAAGACUUGUGGUAACCUUUCCCUUGUGAGUGUGACCGGUGCUAAGGGAUGGGGCGCCCUUUAUUGUACAUACCCUUGCUCACUCACUUCUGUUCAUUCUUGUACAGUCCCUCCCCCCCCUCUGUAGCUUUAACAGAAAACGAUACCCAUUUUCUCCUUUCAAUGGAGAACUGUGGUGUUUUGUACGUAUGCAUGUUUAUGUAUGUAUGUGUGUGUGUUUAUAUUUAAUUUAUAUCGUCUUUUUAUAUACGAGUACUACUAUGUGUGUUUUGAAAUAUAGUGAGGCCUGUAAGAGUUUAUACAAAUCAAAUGUGAUGUAAUAAAAAAAAUUAAAUAAUGUA
This is a messenger RNA of Portunus trituberculatus (swimming crab), 3628 nucleotides long. RefSeq lists its product as uncharacterized. The record is from RefSeq and is a predicted model, not a curated record. The transcript is spliced from 7 exons. Bases 216 to 881 code for a protein of 221 amino acids. Lineage: Eukaryota; Metazoa; Arthropoda; Malacostraca; Decapoda; Portunidae.